AUGCCCUUUGGUGAAAUCGUAUGUGGUGCACCCGGGAGUGGCAAAUCUACAUACUGCUACGGAAAACAUCAGCUGUUUACUGCACUAAAUCGCCCAAUAUCUGUAGUGAACUUGGACCCAGCUAACGACAACAUCCUCUAUCCUUGCGCAAUUGACGUCUCAUCUCUCAUAACACUGCAGGAUGCCAUGAACGAGCACGGUUUGGGCCCUAACGGCGGGAUGCUGUAUUGUAUGGAAUAUCUAGAAGCCAACGUUGACUGGUUGGAGGAUCGCUUGAAUGAACUCGGGAAGGACGCAUACGUCUUGUUCGAUAUUCCUGGCCAGGUAGAAUUGAGUACAAAUCAUGACAGCCUGAAGAGAAUUGUAGCGAAACUGAUAAAGAUUGGCUUCCGGUUGGCUGCAGUCCAUCUUUGUGAUGCACACUACGUGACGGAUGCGUCAAAAUACAUAUCAGUUCUCCUGCUGUCCCUGAGGACUAUGUUACAUCUCGAGUUGCCUCAUAUCAACGUAUUAUCCAAGAUUGAUCUGAUAGCUCAGUACGGAGACUUAGAUUUCAAUCUCGAUUUUUAUACUGAAGUACAGGAUCUCUCAUACCUGGAGAAUGCAUUAACAGCGGCGACACCACGUUAUGCGGCCUUGAACAUGGCACUAGUAUCUUUGAUAGAAGACUUUAGUCUUGUCGGUUUCGAAACCUUGGCUGUCGAGGACAAAAACUCGAUGCUUCAUCUUGCUCGAGCCAUUGAUCGCGCCACAGGCUAUGUCUUUAUCCCUUUACCCGACACAAAACCACCUCCUGGUGCAAUAGAUGAUCCAGACGUUUCUUCUGCUGUGCGCCCGAAUACUUAUUCGCUGCUUUCAACAGCAGCAGGGCCAAUGAGAGAUUUUGGGAGCAAUGUUCAAGACGUUCAAGAACGGUGGGUAGAUGCAAGAGAGCAAUAUGACGCCCAUGAAAAGGCGCAGUGGAGACGUGAAGGAGAGAUUAGUAGAGAAGAAGCUGUAAAGAAAAAUAACUUGAAGAUAAGGGAGAGAAAUACUCCAAAUAGUCGGGCGGUUGAUAGCUGAUGUAGUUUUAGCUUCUUAUGGAAAAAUUAUCAUCAGGUAUAUUCAUAUACAAGCAUACAGUACUUUAAUAGGUGGUAGUGUUUAUCCCAAUAACAUAGCUAUAGGUAAAAGCAACUAGAAACUUGUAAUAUUAGAUAGGCGAAUUGCGCGCUCAGAAAUCCAUUAGGAUUGCAACGCCAGUUGAAU
Messenger RNA from Serpula lacrymans var. lacrymans S7.9, 1248 nucleotides. RefSeq lists its product as uncharacterized. Lineage: Eukaryota; Fungi; Basidiomycota; Agaricomycetes; Boletales; Serpulaceae. The record is from RefSeq and is a predicted model, not a curated record. Gene Ontology annotation, cellular component: cytoplasm. Bases 1 to 1062 code for a protein of 353 amino acids. The transcript is spliced from 4 exons. Gene Ontology annotation, molecular function: GTPase activity.